Python bivittatus (Burmese python) is the source of this 7162-nucleotide messenger RNA. The record is from RefSeq and is a predicted model, not a curated record. Lineage: Eukaryota; Metazoa; Chordata; Lepidosauria; Squamata; Pythonidae.
CUUAGUCCUUUUGUGUACAGUGAAUUUGCCAGAGAGAGAAAUCUUCAUGUUUCAUUACUUGAUCGUCUUUAUGAACAUUGCCCUGCAGAAUUUCCUUGCAGGAUCUUGCUGUGUGAGAACUAUCGCUCCCAUGAAGCUAUCAUCAAUUAUACUUCUGAGCUUUUUUAUGAGGGCAAAUUGAUGGCCAGUGGAAAACAGCCUGCACACAAAGAUUUUUAUCCUCUGACGUUCUUCACAGCACGAGGAGAAGAUGUGCAAGAAAAGAAUAGUACUGCUUUUUACAACAAUGCAGAGGUAUUUGAAGUAGUAGAACGUGUUGAAGAAUUGAGGAGAAAGUGGCCAGUAGCCUGGGGAAAGUUGGAUGAUGGCAGCAUAGGUGUUGUAACACCAUAUGCUGAUCAAGUGUUCCGGAUUCGGGCAGAGCUUCGGAAAAAAAGAUUGUCUGAUGUCAGUGUUGAAAGAGUGUUAAAUGUUCAGGGAAAGCAGUUUCGAGUGUUGUUUCUCAGCACAGUACGAACACGGCACACUUGCAAACACAAGCAAACAGCAAUGAAACGGAAGGAACAUUUAUUGGAAGAUUCAACAGAGGACUUAGAUUAUGGUUUUCUGUCCAAUUACAAACUUCUCAACACAGCCAUUACAAGAGCACAGUCCCUAGUAGCUGUGGUGGGCGACCCAAUCGCUUUAUGUUCCAUUGGAAGAUGCAGGAAAUUUUGGGAAAGGUUUAUUGCCCUGUGUCAUGAUAAUGAAAGUCUUCAUGGUAUCACAUUUGAUCAGAUCAAGGCUCAGUUGGAAGCUCUGGAAUUAAAGAAAACCUAUGUACUGAAUCCACUGGCUCCUGAGUUUAUUCCACGGGCUCUGCGACAGCAGCAUUCGUCAAACACCAAUAAACCACAGCAAUCUCCACCAAAGGUAAAAAGCCAUCAUCAUAACCACAGUGACCAUUUUCACAGUGAUGGAAUUGUUCAGCCAACUGCUUCUGUCUUAAUUGGAAAUCCUGUCAGAGCAUAUACGCCACCACUGCCACCCCCUCCUCCUCCUGGGCCUCAUCCUAACCUUGGGAAGUCUCCGAGUCCUGUACAGCGGAUAGAUCCUCACACUGGGACAAGCAUCCUUUAUGUACCUGCUGUUUAUGGAGGAAAUAUGGUCAUGUCUGUGCCUUUACCUGUACCAUGGACAGGGUAUCAGAGUAGAUUUGCAGUUGAUCCUCGAAUCAUUACUCAUCAAACAGCCAUGGCAUAUAAUGUGAAUCUUUUACAAGCACAUGGACGUGGAUCCCCCAUUCCCUAUGGUCUUGGACAUCAUUCACCAGUUAGUAUAGGACAACAGCAGCUUCAUCAUUCAGAUAAAGAACAACUUGAACUAAAUCGAAACAGCAAAAAUGAACCUGGUGCUGGACCUGAAGUCAGCAAAAUGCGGACAACUGAGAAAAACCCUUUAGAAGCCAAACAGGUUGACUUAGAAGGAAAUUCCCAAAAUAGAAGCCCUGAAUCGCGUUCCAGUACUUCUUAUCCUAAUUCUAAAUUUCACCGCAAAGAUAAUCUUAACCCCAGGCAGCUGAACAUUCAUCUCACUCCUCCCCAUGCCCAGUAUGCUGUUCCUAGCCGCCCCUUCCAGCACUUAACCCAAAUUUCAAGGCAUCCAUAUCCUGUGCAACAGCAACAAAACCUCUUAAGUCAACAGCAGAAUCAUUUGUCUGAACAACAAAACCAAAUGCAUCCUCCACAGAGCCAGAUAGUCCAGCAACACAAUCAUUUAAAUCAGCAGCCACAACCACCGUCUUCACAGCUCUCUCCCGCCUUUCAAACUGGCCCCAACCAGUCUUUCUUUAAAAAUCCAGUUCCACAUAGACCUCAUUCCCCUGGUACAGACACUUCAGUUUUAGAACAGCUCCCUCCAUCUGUGCUGCAAGAUGUCAAUAGCCCCCUGAGACCCAUUGCACAGCAUAACCUCAUGAUGCCAUCCCAUUUGAACCACUUCAUUGAAGAGAAUCCUCCAGGAGUGUCUAUAGGAGAACCGUUAGAUCGUAUUCAUGGAAAUUUAGCUUUGGAAACCUUAAGGCAACAGCAAGCAAGACUCCAGCAAUGGAAUGAGCAUAACGCCUAUCUCAGUCAGGGCAACAUUCCUUAUUCUCACCAUCACCACCCUCACUUAUCCCACCUUUCUCAGCAGUCGAUGGGAUUGCAUCAGCAGCCAGUUAGGGCAAACUGGAAACUUGCCAACAAUAUGGAAGAGGAAACUGAGGCAACAUAUUCAAGAUUCCAGGAUUUGCUUCGAGAGCUCUCACACCGUGAUCAAACUGAAAACAGGGACCUCGUUGAAAUGCCGCCACCUCAAUCAAGACUUUUGCAAUACAGACAAGUGCAGCCCAGAAGUCCACCAGCACUCCCCUCUCCUACAUGCAACUCAAACCACAGCGGCCACUUUCCUAACUUCUCUGAGAGUAGAGACGUUGAAAUAUCUAACAAUCCAGCAUUUCAGCAGCAUUUGCCUCAAAUGUACAAUCCCCCUUUCUCAGUGCCAUCUGAACACAUAACCCCACCUUCCUUGAAAUAUCUGCAGCCAGAUGGAUCAUGGACCUAUGCUAAUUUACACCAGAGUCAUCUCAUGGGGCAAGGCUUUCAUUAUGGUAUACCUCCAUUGCCUCAUAGAUCACAACCGAACCCUUUUAUACAAAUACAAAAUCAUCAGCACGCGGUUGGUCAGGAACCAUUUCACCCCCUCACUUCACGAGCAGUAUCUGCUUCUUCGCUGCAUAGCUUAGAAGAGUAUGAACCAAGAGGACCUGGCAGGCCAUUGUACCAAAGAAGAAUGUCAUCUAGUUCAACCCAGGCUUGUUCUGAAGGUUUAAAUACUCCUCCAGAUAAUCUUGGACAGUGUCAAGAGCUUCAGGACCAGAGUAACCCAUCCGCUUUCAAUUAUUCACCCCCUGAAUGGUGGGUCAACUCUACUUCAUCAGCCCCAUAUCAGAACAUUCCAUGCAAUGGAUCCAACAGAGCAAUCCCACCAAGAGAACAGUUAGUUCCUCCGAAGACUAUCAAAUCCCCCGAGGAACAGAUGAAGGUUGAAAACAUCCCAUUGUCCAGUUCUUUUAACUACAGUGUGCUCCAACAUCUUGGCCAGUUCCCACCCCUCAUGCCCAACAAGCAGAUUGUGGAGUCCAGCAGCAACAGCCAGCCCAGUGCUGGGUUGAACAAACCUGCCAUGUCCUACGCAAGUGCUCUGAGGGCUCCUCCAAAGCCCAGACCCCCUCCAGAGCAGGCAAAAAAGAAUAGCGACCCCUUGUCUCUGUUUCAGGAACUUAGCCUAGGUAGUUCAUCAGGUAGCAAUGGCUUCUACUCCUAUUUUAAAUAAUCAGACUAUUUUUGUAGAGACAUUUUAAUUUUUAUUUCUGUGAGUAGAUUUAAGAUAGCUGGGGCUGCUCCUGCAGGCACCAUCGUUUCUCUUUGUUUAUACUAGUAAAUAUAUCUUGGUUUAAUGGCUUUGCUGCUAGACUUGAAGCUAAUUCUUUUUAAAUUAUAUUCCACUAUUUUACUUUCUUUUUGAUGUGGGUCAGAAGUUUGGAAAAAAUCCCUAGAAAAAAACUUUUAAAAAUUAUGUAACUUUAUCUAUGUGUUGCAUUAAAGCUAGCAGCUGAAAAGUUAACUGUGCAACUUUAAAAAAUAUAUAAACAUUUUAAAAAAAAGUUGUCUAAAUUGUAUUUAAAAAUGUAAGUAGCAUUUACAUUUAUUCAAUAACAUUUAGCAUACUGUGCUGGGUUUCUGUACCAGAAAUGGCCAGUUAAUGUACAAAUGUAUGUUAUGUCUGCUUAAAUUGUUUAUUUUUUUUUUUAAAUAAAGAUGCAGCAUCUUAUAUUUACAUCCAGUUUUAUCAGCUUUCUGUGAAGGGAUGCUGCAUUCUAAGACUUUUAUAGUUUUAGAAUCUGUACAAUGUGGUAAUAGUAAUUUCCUUUGUAGGACGAAGUGAAGGCCUUUGCUGCAGACCCAGAUACCACUCCUUUGCGAUUAAACAAAAAAAUAGUGAUCAACCUAAAGAUGAAAAAUACAUGUUUUAUUUUUGGACAAGCUACUCAUUCAGCUUGUUGGAGGGAUUAAUUUAAUAGGUUUUUAAACAGAAAUCAUGAAACGAUAAAAAUUGCUACAUUGGGUGCUUGGUAGUUUAAUAGCUAUUUAAAAAAUCCAAUUGAGUAAAUUUAAGAAAAAGAAUUGGAUCCCCCUCCCAACUAUGCACGUUAAAUGCUUGUAAUCUGGUUUCUUCCCCUCUGACUUUUCUAGUGGCUUUAAGGGUUUUUCUUUUUCUUUUUUUCAGUAAAAUAUUUUGGUACCUUAUUUGAUGUUUACAGUAAAUGUGAAAUUAUCCACAAAUAUUCAAAUAUUUUGCUAACUGUUUUGUUUGAGGAACAUCAUUAAAGAAGAUUUUUAUGUUUGCCAAAGCUGUAUCCAAAUUAAUCCCAGCCUUGGGGAGAAGAAUUGUGGGGAAGGUGUGGGGAAGCAAUAUGAAUGACGUGGUUGUUUAUAUUCUUGUAUCUUCUGCCAAGGCCUUUGGCCACUAUAUAUUGAAAGAAAAAUCUAUACAAGACUGUACAGCAAUAUGUUACAAAAUUUGGGGGGGAAAUAGGGUAAUAUUUACCUUCAAGGUUUUGGUCUUGUACACUGUUCAUACUUUUGAAAGAAAUCUUUUUUAACUUCAACAGAGGCAUGUCCUUCUUUACACUUGAAAAGAUCUCUUUGAUCAGGGACAUUAAUUUUUUAUCAACUAUUUAUUUUAAGUUCCCACUAUAAGACACACAAGUAACAUUUUCAAAAACACAAUAAGUUUUAAAGUUUCUUCCCAUAACUGUUGAAAACGGGGCUUGCUUUACUGGGAUGUGUGUUUUUGUUUUGUUGGGCUACUGUAUUUGCUGCUGUAUUGAAUCUAAUGUUUGCUUUUGUUUCGGUCCCUUCAUUCCUGUUGGAUUUUAUACAUUGUGAUGGUGAAAUCUCAGUUUGACUGAAAUCAGUGUCACUUUUCUUGCUGAUUUCAGAUAAUUAAGGAACUUUCUAUAAAAGAUAUGCAUACUAACUUAAUGUGCUGCAAUAUUUUAAUAGCUGCUGGGUUCAGAAAUGGGUAAAGCUAAAUAAAGCUGUUAUAAAACCAAACAGAAUGAAAGCAGAAGAUUCUGCUCAGUUUUGUUUAGCACCCUGAGGACACAUUCAGGGUGUUAGCAUUCAGUUAGUCAGCUCAUGCUGUCCUCAGGUUAUAUAAACCAGGAUUUUAUUAGUCCCACUUAAAUAUCUGAAGUUAUUUCUGUUGAUUCUCAGUCCUGCCCUGAUUACUACUGAUAAAAAUUGUUGAGGACAAUUUGACCUAAUGAAGAAUUCUUAGUAGCAUGUAGAAAGCUAUAGUCGUGGUUUGCUUAUAGCUCAAAUACAUUCACUUUCAAUCUAGCACUCUAACUUCAGAGAUUUCAAAUUCUCACACUUAAUAGUCUUACUAUUCUGUUCACCUGGUCUGAAACUUAAACCAAUCAACACUGCUUGGUCAAUUACUUUGAUCUGUGAGUUAGUGAAGUUAGGAAGAAGGUGUAGUCUUCAGUCUGUUUAAUCUAUAUCAUAGCUUUUCUCAAGAGUUAAUGUGGAGUUAAUAGGUUAUAGAUUGCAAUAAGAUGUGGCAUAUAUGCGGAUCCCCAGGAAGGUGGUUUCUGAAUUUUCUAUCACCAAAUACAUCAGUAUUGUGGUGUUAGCAAUUUCAAAAAAAAAGAGUUUUGCAAGUGCACAAAAGCUCCAUGUUUUCGCAAUUCAGUUCCCAUUUACAUUGGAUCAUAGAAAAAUUCUUAUAUUCUGUGUUCAGACUGCUGGUUUGUUAUGCUAAUAUUGGAGAAAUUUUACUUUAAAAGCAGAUCACAACAUUCUCACUGACUUUAGGCAUGAUGGACCUUGAUUUUUCAGAUCAGUGAAUUAUACCAUUACAGUAAUAAAAGGCAUACAUGUAAUCAAUUAUUGUAACAUCUGAUUAUCCUGAUUAUUAAGAACAUAUUGUUGGAGCUAUUCUAUAUUUACGUCUCUGAUUCUUAUUCAAAUUAUAUACUUUUUAUAAAUCCCUCUUUUCUCCCACUUCAAAGAAGGUUUUCUUCAUUAUUUCAUUUCACAAUUACUUUAUCACUGUGGGAACAAACAACUACUUUAGGAGCAUGUCAUAUAUCACACAGAAUGUUAGAAUAGAUUAGUAAAGUUAAAAAAUGUAAUUCUCUUAUACUUGGUACUACAUAAAGAAAAAAGCUGCUAAAGUUUGAUAUAUGAACCAUGUUGGUUGACAUUACAAUUGAAAAGCUAGUUAGAAUAAUAAGUACAUUUCUUCUAGAUGAAGGAUUCAUUUUGCAGGAAGUAUCCAGUCCUGUAAAUUCAGAAAUACGAAACUGAAAACUGCUUACUAUGACUUGAAGCUUAAAGUUAAAUGGUUCUUGAAGACAACUUCUCAGCAUUUAUUUGUAACUCUGAAUUCUCAACCUUCUGGGUGUGGGUGUGUAGGUUCCAUGUUCAGAAGUUAUUUUAUUUAUUAGCUGUUGAUGUUAUAAUCCUUGGCUGUAUCUGAGGGUACAUCUGAUACCCAUUCCAGUCAAUCUACUCUCAGUGACUUUGGGUCUAUUUUCCAGCGUAAAGAGGACCUAUGGUUUACUUAUAAAAUUUCAGUAAAAUAGAAAGAGUCGUGUUUUGAAAUGUCACCGAUUGAGAGUCCCAGCAGAUGGCCAUUCUCUAUGGCUUCUACUUUAUAUGAAAGGGCAUUUUUAAAAGGCCCACACCGUGCACUGCAGGCAUGGGAGCAUUCCUGCCUGUUCCUUAGGGGAUCCCAGCCUCAGCUCCUGAGCGCAUGUGUGUCUAUUCAGCCUGAAGUGUCGUGAUAAGUACUUGCUGGGGAUGACAGAGCAGAAGCACACAGGGGUUCCCAGGAUAAUCAUGCCAUUUUAAUUUUAGUUGUUUGCUACACCUAAGCCUGUCUUUCAGAGCUGUGUGAAAAGUGACCCUGAGUUAUAAAGCUUCAAAAUUAAAGGCAAAGAGUAUUUAGAAUGUCAGUGAGCAGAGAAAAUGUCUGCGUUGAAUAAAAUGUCAUAGGUUUGAGAACAUACUUAUCGUAUGUUCUCAUGAAUAAGUCAAGAGUUUUAGGUGUCAAAAUACAGCCCCAAAAU